Molecule: messenger RNA, 1629 nt
Organism: Ziziphus jujuba (common jujube)
Lineage: Eukaryota; Viridiplantae; Streptophyta; Magnoliopsida; Rosales; Rhamnaceae
Exons: 4
Coding region: 319-1443 (374 amino acids)
Biological process (GO): RNA processing
Molecular function (GO): protein binding
Source: RefSeq, a predicted model, not a curated record
UGGUCAAGUGCCAGCCUUGUGACAAACAAAUAGAUAUUUUUCUACAUCUUACCUCUCUUUCCACCAUACAAUUAAUAUCGUCCUCAUUUUCGAUUCAACUUUCUUUUUGUUUUUUCUUGCUCUCUUUCUAUAAUUCUAUCAUAACAAGCUCUUCUGUACUCCUUAUUCUAGAAAAAUUAUAAAUAAAUAAAAAAAAAGGUUGUUUUUCUAGUCAAAUAUUCGGCCAUCAGAGAUUCUAACCUUUUGGCAUCUCAAGGCGAACUUCAUCUGCAUAACACGAAGGAAUAGCCACAAAGGCUAUAUACCAAGGAGGAAAUCAUGCUGCUGAGAAGUUCUUCAACACCAGUUCUUGGGUCCCUUCUCUCAUCUUUCUCCGAUUCUACUCCCAACAGCACCCCAAAUCACCAUGAAAUUACCAAGUCAACCACCACCAACACCAAACUCUCAUUCCACCAUGCUACACAUCUCAGUACCAUAGUCUCAUGUAAUUCCUCUCCUAUCUCUGAUUAUGACCGGUUUUCACAUAAAGGCUUCAGAAGAGCACAGUCUGAAGGGAAUUUGGACGGACUAGACUAUGCUCCUUGUAGCAACAAUGAAGAUCAAUUCUAUGAUUCGCACCAACCCAAGAUGUUUACAGGGAGGCAGAGGUGCUCCAUGUUACAAACUAUACCAUCUUUUUCGCUCUAUAAUUCUACAGGUUACCUUGAAAAUGAAGAAGAUGAAGAAGAAAGCUACGUAGAAGAUGAUGAAGAGAGAGAUCGGGAUUUGGAGGGCAGUGAAGACCUCUUGGAGAGAGAUCUAAGAGGUGGACAUAGGGUCAUGGCAUCGAAAGGUGCUAAUUUCAGUUUGGAGGAUAAGGUGAAGAGCAUGAGUAUUACCGAGGUUAGAGUUAAGGAUGAGACCUGUAAUGUGUCUUUUGAAGAUGAAAAUGACAAGCCGAUAAACCAACAAAUGUAUCUUGCAACAGGCCUUGGGAUUGGUUUUGGUGGUGGCGGAGGCUGCGGUGGCGGUGAUGGUGGAGAGUGGUACCCAGCAGGCACCGGAGGGGAUGGAGAGGACGAACAAGGGGUCGAGGAGUAUUAUAAGAGGAUGGUAGAGGAUAACCCUGGCAACCCUUUGUUUUUGAGAAAUUAUGCGCAAUAUUUGUAUCAGUCUAAGGGAGACCCUCGAGGAGCCGAGGAAUACUACUCCAGAGCCAUCCUAGCAGAUCCCCAAGAUGGUGAGAUUCUAUCACAAUAUGCAAAGUUAGUAUGGGAGUUGCACCAUGACCAAGAUAGAGCAACAUGCUACUUUGAACGAGCACUACAAGCUUCACCGGAAGACAGCCAUGUUCAAGCGGCAUAUGCUAAUUUCCUCUGGGAUACUGAGGACAAUGAAGAACAAGAUCUCAAUACCAUGCCCCUGCAUCUUCAUGAAGGAACCAUGGCUUCAGCAAUUGCUUAAAAAUUGUAUCAAAUAGUUGAAAAGAUUAUAUGAAUUGUAUAAGUUUCCAGUUUAGAUGGCAAACCAAUUAUAUGUCAGCAAGAUGGUUCGAUCAGACUUAAAACAGUUAUGUCUUUAUAUGACAAAUCUAAAAAAUUGUAUCAAAUGGUUGAAAAGAGUAUGUGAAUUGUAUAAGUUUCCAGUUUA